GUUUUAGCCUCAAGUGCAUUAAAGAGAAGAAGGUCCCCAUCGGGGUCACUGUGGUCGUAGCUGGGUUGCUUCUUGCCAUCAUUGCACUGGCGGCUAAGAAACAUCCAUCCUGUCCCUCCUGCCCUUCUCCCGUCCUCCUCAGCUGCCUGGAGAACGGGAUCGGGUACGGGGAGAAGUGCUUCUACUUCAUGGAGGCCGAAGCUGACUGGAACAGGAGUCAGAUCUCCUGCCUGACUCUUGGAGCCCACUUGGCCACCAUCACCACCCGGGAAGAGCUGCAUUUCCUCUUGCGCUAUGGGAGUUCCUUGCACUACUGGGUUGGUCUCCGAAGGGAAGACUCUGGACCUUGGAAGUGGUUUAAUGGGUCUCUCCUCAACAACCUGUUGUACGUGCGGGGUGAGGGACAAUGUGCCUACAUUGAUGGUGAUGGGAUCAGCAGUACAUGGUGCUCCCAGAAGAAAUUCUCCAUCUGCAGCCACCCACCAAUGACAGUGUCCCGACAGGAUUCAAAAACCCUCAGAUCCCUGAAUUUCACCUGA
This is a messenger RNA of Merops nubicus (carmine bee-eater), 539 nucleotides long. Its product is annotated as C-type lectin domain family 2 member E-like. The transcript is spliced from 4 exons. The annotation marks the transcript as partial. The record is from RefSeq and is a predicted model, not a curated record. NCBI's taxonomy places the organism in Eukaryota, Metazoa, Chordata, Aves, Coraciiformes, Meropidae.